GGGGGCAUGGUUCGGGCGGGAGCCUCGCGGAGGGUUCGGAUCGCGCUCGCGCUGUUGUGCGCGCACGCGUACGUAUGCUUGCCUGACAUCGUUCGCGUCCCUGCUAGCGGUCCGGCAUUCUGCGUGGUCGUGGUCGACCCGGCGACUAAGUACGAGGGAACAGUCACGUCGGGUCGCCCCGCGACGGACAUCAUGCUCAGCCUUUCAUAAUUUCAGGCUUCAAGGUAGAGUGACAGGCUCGGCUCGGAGGAGCGGGGCGAGACCGCGCCCGAACACGGCGGCGCACCUCCCGCUGUGGUGGGCGGGCGCGAUCUGCGUCCUGUGCGCUCGAAGGCCGCGCCCUUGUGACUGCUAGAAGGACGGCGGUGGGAACGCGCGGGCGUCAUCUGCGCUUCGGACGUCAAAGGAGAAGGGCGGCCCUGAGGAGGGUAGCCAGGGACUCGGACUCGGACCACGAAGGAGGGCGGAGUGUGUUGGACGGAGGC
Molecule: messenger RNA, 485 nt
Organism: Trametes versicolor FP-101664 SS1
Lineage: Eukaryota; Fungi; Basidiomycota; Agaricomycetes; Polyporales; Polyporaceae
Exons: 1
Source: RefSeq, a predicted model, not a curated record